This is a messenger RNA of Glycine soja, 3955 nucleotides long. Its product is annotated as disease resistance protein RPM1-like. Gene Ontology annotation, biological process: defense response to other organism. The transcript is spliced from 8 exons. The record is from RefSeq and is a predicted model, not a curated record. The coding region runs from base 980 to 3700 and encodes 906 amino acids. Gene Ontology annotation, molecular function: ADP binding. NCBI's taxonomy places the organism in Eukaryota, Viridiplantae, Streptophyta, Magnoliopsida, Fabales, Fabaceae.
UUGAGUGCCACCGAUACAUGUUUUGAUUUGAUGGGUAUGAAAUUAUCUUUCUUCAGCAGUUCGAAUAUCUAGAAAAUAGAGUGACAAAAACAUACAUAGACAGUCUCAAUUGCGUCUCAGCCAGGAGAGGAUUUUCAAGUCAAAAAGCUUCAUAUUUCUUUACAAAGUUCACUCCUUUCUUUAGAUCUACAAGGCUUUCUCUGAGUGGAGUUUCAUUUGAAGUAAAAAAACCAGACAUAUCAACAUCUAUAUAUAUGGAAAUUUUCUCGCUUUUAUUCGAAAGGAUUAAUCUGCUAAGACACAAUCAAGGCUUACACGGAAGGGCUUCGAUCACCGAGCGGGAUAAGUCAAGAUAUGUGGAUACCACUAUGUGGAUAUCACAGAGGCAGAUGACUUGCCGGUAACAUCCACUCUACUUGAAGAUGUCAAAGAAGUCACCAACUGCAAUUGAACUUCCAGAAAUAAACAAAAUACAUCUUGAAGACUUACCCAAUCAAAAAAUAUAAAACUUUUUGGGGUCAAGGAAAAGGAUUUGAUGAAGAUUUAAUUAAGUUGAUAUCAGAUGCUGUAAGUAUCCCAGUUAUUGCAAGUAGCGGUGCUGGUGCUCCUCAACACUUCUCUGAGGUGUUCUAUAAAACAAAUGAAACAGUAGCACUUGCUGCCGGCAUUUUUCACAGGGAAAGCGGUAUUGCUUCUGUUUUGGCAGUGAAAUCGAGUUUUCUAUUAAUUGCAAGUGCCUAUUCAGUCGGUAAAAGAGCAUUUGUUGAAGGAAGGCAUAGAAGUUGGAAUUUGAUCAUGAGCAUUUAAGUGAUCUGCAAUAAGACAAUCUCAUUGACUAUGCCCGUGCAACUUGCUCAAUAAUUGAACACUAAUGAAUGACCUAAGGAAAGUGAAAGUCUUCCUCUUGAAAGACACACUUUACUUUCUUCUCAUCUCACUCUCAACACAUAACAAUAGCAGAAACUAGAUCUAUACUAAGAUGCAGAAAUUGCAAGAAAUUGCAGUGUCCUUGGCUGUUGAUUAUUUGCUUCCACCCAUAAAGAAAGCAGUGAAUUCAGUCAUGGAGGUUCCAAAAGAUGCUGCAGACAUGAACGACAAACUUGAUGGGAUUCAAGCCAUGAUUCAUGAUGCGGACAAGAUGGCAGCAGCUGAAGAAGGCAACUCACGUGAUGGUCUCAAAGCAAAGGUGAAGCAGCUGGUGGAAACAUCUUUUUGCAUGGAAGAUAUCGUUGAUGAAUACAUUAUCCAUGAGGAAAGGCAGCUUGCUGAUGAUCCUGGAUGUGCAUCUUUACCUUGUAAGGCUGUUGAUUUCGUCAAAACUACGGCCUCUCGUCUUCAAUUUGCAUACAUGAACCAGGACGUGAAAUCAGAAUUUCAUGGGAUCAAGGAGGGGAACAAAAGUGAGGAUUGCUCCCAAAUUCAAUCUUCUGGAGGAAACCAAAACAUCACCUUCGACAACCUUCGAAUGGCUCCUCUGUUUCUUAAGGAGGCUGAGGUUGUGGGCUUUGACAGCCCUAGAGACACAUUGGAAAGAUGGUUGAAAGAGGGGCGGGAAAAGCUCACUGUUGUCUCUGUGGUAGGAAUGGGAGGAAGUGGAAAAACUACUCUUGCCAAGAAAGUUUUUGACAAAGUCCAGACACACUUCACUCGCCAUGUCUGGAUCACAGUGUCUCAGUCAUAUACCAUAGAAGGAUUGCUGCUCAAGUUUCUGGAAGCAGAAAAAGGAAAGGAUUCUUCGCAGAGUGUUUAUUCUACAAUGGAUAAAGCAUCGUUGAUACAUGAGGUGAGAAAUCACUUGAGCUGCAAUAGGUAUGUUGUCGUGUUUGAUGACGUGUGGAAUGAAAAUUUUUGGGAGGAAAUGAAAUUUGCUUUAGUUGAUGUUGAAAAUGGAAGUAGGAUAAUAAUCACAACCAGGCACCGUGAGGUUGCAGAGUCUUGUAGGACAUCUUCUCUUGUUCAAGUGCAUGAGUUGCAACCUUUAACUGAUGACAAAUCUUUCGAAUUGUUUUGUAAAACAGCAUUUAGAUCUGAAUUAGAUGGGCAUUGUCCACACAAUCUUAAGGGCAUAUCAACUGAAAUUGUUAAAAAGUGUGAAGGUUUACCACUAGCUAUUGUGGCCACUGGUGGCCUUUUAUCUCGCAAAAGUAGAGAUGCACGCGAAUGGCAAAGAUUUAGUGAGAAUCUAAGUUCAGAAUUAGGAAAGCAUCCCAAAUUAACUCCCGUGACAAAGAUUUUGGGUUUAAGUUAUUAUGAUUUGCCUUACCAUCUCAAACCAUGCUUCUUGUAUUUCGGAAUAUAUCCGGAAGAUUAUGAAGUUGAGUGCGGGAGAUUGAUUCUACAAUGGGUAGCUGAGGGGUUUGUCAAAUCUGAUGAAGCGGCACAAACUUUAGAAGAAGUGGCAGAAAAAUAUUUGAAUGAGUUGAUCCAAAGAAGUUUGGUUCAAGUAUCUUCAUUUACAUGGUCUGGCAAAAUUAAAAGGUGUCGUGUUCAUGACGUAGUACGUGAAAUGAUCCGCGAGAAGAAUCAAGAUUUAAGCUUUUGCCAUUCUGCUAGUGAGCGUGGGAACUUGUCCAGAAGUGGGAUGAUUCGUCGCCUAACAAUAGCAUCUGGUUCCAACAAUUUGACGGGAAGUGUUGAAAGCUCGAACAUUCGAUCACUUCAUGUUUUCAGUGAUGAAGAAUUGUCAGAAUCCUUGGUAAAGAGUAUGCCUACAAAGUACAGGCUAUUAAGGGUGCUUCAAUUUGCAGGUGCUCCAAUGGACGAUUUUCCGCGCAUCGAAAGUUUGGGGGACUUAUCAUUUUUGAGGUACUUAAGCUUCAGAAGGUCAAGCAUAGUCCAUCUUCCAAAAUUAAUUGGUGAGCUGCACAACCUUGAAACAUUGGAUCUAAGAGAAACUUAUGUGCGUGUGAUGCCAAGGGAGAUCUACAAGCUUAAAAAGUUAAGACACCUUCUGAGAGAUUUUGAAGGGUUUGAAAUGGAUGGUGGCAUUGGAGAUCUAACAUCCCUACAAACACUACGUAGAGUGAACAUCAGCCAUAAUACAGAAGAAGUAGUAAAAGGGUUGGAAAAACUUACACAAUUAAGGGUGUUGGGCUUGACACAAGUUGAGCCAAGAUUCAAAAGUUUUCUGUGCUCCUUGAUAAACAAGAUGCAACACCUGGAGAAGUUAUAUAUUACUGCAAGAGAUGGUAGUACCUAUGGGAUGAUGGAUUUGCAUUUUGAUGUAUUUGCACCUGUACUUCAGAAGGUUCGUCUUAUGGGGCGGUUAAAGAAGUUCCCAAACUGGGUUGCCAAGCUCCAAAAUCUUGUUACGUUGUCCUUGUCAUUCACCGAGUUGACACAUGAUCCAUUGCCACUACUUAAAGAUCUACCAAAUUUGACGCACCUUAGUAUACUCCUUCAUGCAUACAUUAGUGAAGUUUUGCAGUUUCCAAACAGGGGGUUUCCAAACCUAAAGCAAAUACUACUGGCAGAUUUGUUUCCAUUGAAAUCCAUCGUAAUUGAAGAUGGAGCAUUGCCUUCUCUCGAAAAGCUCAAGUUAUUCAGGAUUCGCGAACUGACAGAGGUGCCUCGUGGUAUUGACAAGUUACCAAAGCUUAAGGUUUUCCAUUGUUUUGGUAUGUCAGAUGAAUUUAAAGAAAACUUUAAUCUCAACAGAGGACAACGUCGUCAAUGGAUAAUAGAAAGAUACUGGGAAUGAAAAAAGUCCGUCUUUCAAAGCUCUGGGAUUUAAGUGUCACGGACGGCCUUGGAAUUCAGCAUUGUACCUUCAAGUCUCCAAAUAAACAGAAUAUGUGGACCUAUCUUAAUUUCUUUAGCAAAGUGAUAAAAUUAACUUCUGAAUUAAUGGUAGUGAUGUAAGACAUUUGGCUUUUUGAUUCAAUGCCUUCUUAGAUACAUCAUGUUUGCACCAUGUUAUGAGAAUUCCUCUUUCAAUGAAUAAGGUCUUACCAUA